Auanema sp. JU1783 is the source of this 1266-nucleotide messenger RNA. NCBI's taxonomy places the organism in Eukaryota, Metazoa, Nematoda, Chromadorea, Rhabditida, Rhabditidae. The record is from the annotation of a GenBank genome assembly.
AUGGUUGCGUUCUAUGCUUCACGGUAUUUACUCAAUGGCUGUUCUGUCCCUGCUUCCAAAAGCAUUUCCCAAUCUCUACUAAUUUCCAAUGGUUUUAUUCAUCCGGUUGGAAAAGGCUUGUACAGUCUUCUACCACUGGGCCAAAGGGUAGUAGACAAGCUUUCUCGUAUAAUUGAUAAAGAGCUUGAAAGUAUAGGAGCUUUGAAGAUGUCUACAACCAUUCUUGGUCCGAAAGAACUAUGGGAUAAAACUGGACGAUGGGACAAUAUGGGUUCUGAAUUGAUGCAGCUCAAUGAUAGGGCAGGCUCUAAAUACUGCUUACAGCCUACUGCAGAAGAGAUGAUCACGCAGAUUGUAAGCCAGUUACCGCAAUUAAAGAAGUCAACUUUUCCCUUGAUGCUUUAUCAAACAUCAGAUAAGUUUCGGGACGAAAUGAAUCCUAGGUUUGGUCUGUUGAGAGCGAGACAGUUCAUUAUGAAAGACCUUUACUCAUUCGAUUUGAACGAUGACUCAGCUAAGACCACAUACAAUCAAGUUCUCUUGGCUUAUAAAAAAAUUCUGAAAGACAGAUUACAACUUGAAGUUUUUAAGGUACCUGCCGACUCUGGAGUGCAUGGUGGUAGAUUGUCAGAUGAGUUCCAUAUCAAGAACUCUCUGGGCGAAGAUGGCAUACAUUUUUGUAAAAUCUGCAAGAAAGGAGUGAAAGUCGAAGACUUUAAAGAAAUGCCAGCUUGUGAGAAAUGCUCUCCGGCAGAUCACGAAACUUUGACCACUGUGGAGAUCGGGCAUACCUUCCAGUUAGGAACGAAGUAUUCGGAGAGUUUGAAAGCAUACCAUAGCGGUGAGCCUCUCAAUAUGUGUUGCUUCGGAAUCGGAGUAUCAAGGUUGCUCCCCGCAUCAAUGGAGGCUUUGUCCCCUUCGGACGAAGUUAUUCGACUGCCAAAAGCUAUUGCUCCUUUUGAUGCAGCUAUCGUCGUCUCCAAGACACUACUCUCAAAUGUUCUGGUUGAAAUGGCAAUAUCAUCAAUUGGAAGUUUGAUGAAGGGAGGAGUCUUGGUAGAUGAUCGAGUAGAUCAAAGUAUCGGAAAACGCUUGAAAGAGUUGAAUAAGAUAGGAAUUCCGCGAAUCGUUGUUCUUGGAAAAGUUACUGAAUCAACUUUGAAUGAUACUCCCAAAAUAGAAUAUCUCACUACCGAACCUCACAAUAAGGAUCUGAUGGCCAAAGGGGAAUUCACAAUGUCCGAAUUGAUGCAAAUUUUACAAUAG